AUGCAGAACCCACCCAAGAAGCGGAGACGGCCGGCCCUGGCCUGCGAGCAGUGUCGCCUCCGCAAAGUCCGCUGCGACCGUGCCUCCCCAUGUGCCACCUGCACGCGGCUAGGCAACCCCGAGUGCACAUAUGUGCCUCCACUUCCGCUCGGUGCGUCUCGCCGCCCCAGGCCGGCCGCUGUUCCGGCCGCUGGAGCCGGAGCCGGAGCCUCUAUGGAAGCCUCUGUUGCUGGGUCAUAUUCCGGUACCUCCUUAGUAGUAAACAAAGGACCGUUACCCCCUGGCUCUGGGUCCUAUCCAACCCCCUCUAUCGUCUCCUCGGCGGCAACCAUUGAUUCCCUUGAGCGCCGCUUGAAGCAGCUUGAAAGAGAGCUCCAGUCAGCCCUCGGUCGCCAGCCCUCGCCCUCGCCCCCUGGAACACGAGACCAGUCGCCGCCUCUCUAUGCGCCUGCUGCCUCUACUGACGUCGAAAAGUCGUUUGUCUCACUUCCAAUUCGCGGCACCAUGUCCAAAACUAGGUUCUUCGGCCAAAGCCAUUGGGUGCACGGCACCACAAUGACCUCUUCAUCUUCUACGAUCAUGGACCUGGCCCGUCGGGACAAGACAUUUGAAAUGUACACUGAGAAAUGCAAAUCCAUCGGUCGAGCGAUCAAAGCCCGUCGCGUCCCUCCACUGUCCGCCCUGGCCGUUGGGAUGAGUGUCCCCACCCGCCCCGUCGCCGACGUUCUGAUCAACGGCUAUCUACGCACCUUUGAAACUGUCUACCGCAUCCUCCACGUGCCGUCCUUCUUGGCCGAGUAUGAGCGUUACUGGGAACAGCCCCACAUGGCGACCCAGGCCUUCAUCGUUCUAAUGCAGGUCUGUAUGGCCAUUGGGGCUUGUUUUCACGAUGACACGUACUCGCUCCGCGCCCAAGCCACGGGCUGGAUCUACGAGGCACUGGUAUGGCUGGUGCUCCCCCCUGAGAAGGCACGUCUGAGCAUCCCAGGCCUGCAAAUUAUGUGCCUCCUCCAGCUGGCCAAGCAGACAGCUGGUGUUGGCGGCGACCUCACCUGGAUCUCUGCCGGGAGCCUCCUUCGUGCCGCCAUGCACACAGGCUUACACCAUGACCCAGAUACCCUGGUACCUAUGCCGCGCCUGCGGGCCGAGCUGCGUCGGCGCCUGUGGACCACCAUUCUCGAAAUCUGCCUACAGGCGAGCCUCGACGCUGGCGGUCUGCCCCUAAUUUCGCUCUCCAACUUUGACACGAAACCGCCUACCAAUAUUAACGACGAGGAGAUCGUGCUCAGCCAGAAUGGCAGUACUGAUGUUGCUGUAGCAACGGAUAGUGCCAGGUCUUCUUCCUCGUUCUCCCAUGUCGCAGUUCAAAUUGCCCUUUUCAAGUCGUUCGCCACGCGACUCACCAUCGCGAAUCUUAUCAACGAUCCGCAAGUGUCCAGCAAAAGUCCAAAAUAUCAUGAAACACUACGCCUGAGCACUGAACUCGUCGCCGAGAAUCGAGCCCUUAUGCAGCGGCUACGCUCCUUUCCCAGCGACGAGUUAGGUGCCGAGGGAGUCUCGAUUUUCCAGUUCCGCCUACUCGAGAUAACCAUGAACCGCUACCUUCUUGCCCUCCAUCUUUCUUGGUGGCGCGAUGGGCUGCAUAGCCCAACUCACUACUUCUCGCGCAAGACGAGUGUCGACGCGGCUCUGACACUUGUCGCGCUUGCCCGAAACACUACCGUUGACCAGGUUCCCGACAACGGGCUGUCACCCGAGCAACAACACUUGGCUCCAACUUCUUCAGCCAGCGACUUUGACCGUUUUAUUAUUUGCGGGUCCGGUUUCCCCCGUUCAAUGCUUAUCCAAGCCUGCCUCGUCGUUAGUCUCGAGUAUCUGUCUCGCAAGGAGGAGGACCGAAAUAACCUCGGAACGGUGGUAAAGAGCCCCAGCGGCGAGGCUGAGCUGCAUGCCGUCUUCGACUGGGUUACCGACUGGUGGAAAAAUCGAAUCAGGGCCGGGGAGACCAAUAUAAAGUCAUAUGUUUUCGGUCCCAUGCUUAUCCCAUAUGUCGAUGUCCUCGAAUCUGGCACGGACAGCGAGGCCGGCACCGCGCUCAUCAUGCAGCAGGCGACCGGCCGUGCUAUAGAGUGCUAUGAAAUGUUGAAAACCGUAGCCAAGAACAUGGGCAUGAUCAUCGACGACGGUAGUGGCGAUAGUGGCGACGGUACGACGCAGAACCAGAGAGACGACAAUAACGAGAUCUUUGGAGCGAAGAGCUUUACGGGUGGUUUUCUUGAUGACUGGGACUGGGGCUGGGACAGUGAUGUUGUUAGCCUCUCCCCGCCUCCGUUUGAUGUCGAGUCCUGA
Lasiosphaeria miniovina is the source of this 2349-nucleotide messenger RNA. RefSeq lists its product as uncharacterized. Gene Ontology annotation, cellular component: nucleus. Bases 1 to 2349 code for a protein of 782 amino acids. Gene Ontology annotation, biological process: regulation of transcription by RNA polymerase II; DNA-templated transcription. The record is from RefSeq and is a predicted model, not a curated record. The transcript has 2 exons. Gene Ontology annotation, molecular function: RNA polymerase II cis-regulatory region sequence-specific DNA binding; zinc ion binding; DNA-binding transcription activator activity, RNA polymerase II-specific. NCBI's taxonomy places the organism in Eukaryota, Fungi, Ascomycota, Sordariomycetes, Sordariales, Lasiosphaeriaceae.